AUGACGACGGGAGCGGCUGUAAACGAGGUUAACAAGGUGGGGGGGUGCAAUGACGACGGGGAGGUGGGCGCUUGUUGUUUUUUGUGGGCGUUCGUCGUUUUCCGUGUCCGCUCAUCGUUUCUCGUGGUGGGCGCUUGUCACAAUUCGUGGGUGGGGUGGGCGCUCGUCGUUUUCCGUGUCCGCUCGUCGUUUCUCAUGGUGGGCGCUUGUCAAAAUUCGUGGGUGGGGUGGGCGCUCGUCGCUUUUCGUAUGUGCUCGGGGUGGGCGCUCGUCUGCUGUUGUGGUGAGGACGGAGGAAUGGGGUGGUUGGGCAAACACACGUACUAUUUGCCCAUGACGUGGCAACGUCAUGGGCGCCGUCCCUCGUUCUUGGCUCGUCAUUCUGCAUACCCAUACGUUUGCAUGGGCGCCAUUGUCGUUCGUGGCAUGGGUGUGCCGUUCCUCGUUAGCGGGAGUGAUGUGGCAUGGGCGGUGUCGACGGUGGGCGGUGUUGAUGGUAGGCGGCGUCGACGGUGGGCGGUAUCGAUGGUGGGCGGUGUCGUCUACAGUCCAGUGGACUCCACUGGACUCCACUGGACUGCUGAAAUUAGUAUAAUUGGACUCCAGUGGACUCCAGUGAACUCUGACUGGACUCUCAGUCCACUGGACUGGGACUGGACUCUGAAAAGUGGCUGGCAGUCCAUGGACUGGGCAUUGUACCAGCCAAUCUGGCCUGGCAAAAGGGUGACUGGAAUCCAGUGGAGUCCACUGGAGUCCAUCUGGAUUACGUGGGGGAUGGUAAAGACCUCCACAAAUUCUACGAAGGCAAUCUUUGAGGUUCGGCUCAAGGAUGAUAACCGCAUUGUAGACAUGAAGGAAGAUUUACUAAAAGGCAACCCUUUGGUACUUGCAUACCUCUGGCAAAAUGCACCGUCGAAACUCAAACAAGAUCUUUCCGCAAUCGCCAAACCAUCAAUCGCUGCAUCUUCUUUCCAAACGGCAGAGUCUAGUACACAUGUUAAUACACCUUCCAGUGCUUCUCUAACAGCGCUCCUGGACAAUGCUCACAUCGGGGCACUGCAGCCAAACUCUGUAGAAGAACGGCAUAAUGUGGAUGAACCUGGUGCUCUGGCUAAUGUGAUUUCAGGUGUCCAGCCGGAUAAGUCUCAGGGACGAAACAGCACUCCCCAAUCUUCUGAAACUCUUAGCUGCUCUGGUUCAGAACCUCAUAACAGCGUUGAUGGGCUUGAUAGCACUCCAGACGGUCUUGGCGAUACUCUAGCUGCUCAGAACAUCAUUCCUUCCAACGAUCAAGGUAGCUCUCCCUCUAGACCAUCUUCCGGUGCCCAGCGAAACCGUUCAAGCCAGUCCAACAAUCGAGAUAAUCUAGAUAUACCUCAGAGAAAUGCCAAUUGUCUUGCAGCAACACGAGGAAGAAGGAAACGACCACAUCAAGAAGUUGAACCUGUGGAGAACGAAUGGGAUUUGCCUAUGAUGAUGAUUGAGUGUCUCCAAAGUGUUAUGGCCAAAAAUCAAGGUUUGACCAGACAACUUGAAAGGGGAUGCAUGGACAUCUUCUCCCAAUAUAAUGAAGUUCAAGGAAUCCACCCAAUGGACUACGAACAGGCUCUGCCAUCUAUCCAGGCAGUAAUACCGGAUGAACGUUGUCUCAAAAGGCGCAAGAUCGAACUGGGUCUUCUUUCUGGUAAUAUUGCUAAGCUUGAGUGCAUCCUAGAUGGUAAGAUGCUUGCUAAUGAGCUCAAGGUCCUGGUCAAUGAGAAUGGAAAAAUGACUGAUUGCCUCGCAUUCUCAUCCUCAGAUACUGGGGAUAUGGUCUCACUCUUGGUUGAGCAAAAUGAUAUCCAAAACUUCUUCGAAACCUAUCUGCAUGUCACUCCAAAUGGAGAUUCGCUUUCCUGUCUCUCUGGUGGAAUUCUAUUCCAACGCUUGAGGACUUUACACUCCUCCACAUAUUCCAGUUGGACUCCAGAUGGACUCCGGCGGACUCCAGAUGGAUUACUGCUGUUCAUCCAGAUUUUUUCUCUGGUGGCAACCCAGCCAAACUGGAGUCCAGGUCCACCAUUUGGACUGCAUGGACUCCACCUCAUAACACAGUCAACCAGCCAGACUCCAUAUGGAGUCCAGAAAGAACCAGAAAAAAAGAAUGCCAUGACCGGGAAUUGA
This is a messenger RNA of Laccaria bicolor S238N-H82, 2163 nucleotides long. RefSeq lists its product as uncharacterized. The coding region runs from base 1 to 2163 and encodes 720 amino acids. Lineage: Eukaryota; Fungi; Basidiomycota; Agaricomycetes; Agaricales; Hydnangiaceae. The transcript is spliced from 9 exons. The record is from RefSeq and is a predicted model, not a curated record.